AUGGGUUCUUAAGAGAGUAAAUAAGAAGGACAAAUACAAGACUCACGUUAUGGGAAAGCUACUUUGAUUAGAAAAUACAAUUAGAUUUGUGCAAUGAGAAAAGUAAUUAUUUAGGAUGAAAGUCAACAUGAUGGAUUUAUUAAGAGAGCAAAGGUUGAUCAUCCAAAUUUGGUGAAAAUAUUGGAUAGUGGAAUAUAGAAAGAAUAAGAAUUGUGUACUUCAUAUAACAUAAUGUAUGUUAUAAGUGAAUAUUACUCUACUUCAAUGCAUAAAGAGAUUGUGAACAGAAAAGGUAGAGGUGCAUUCUGGACUGAGUAAGAACUAUGGAAUUAAUUAUUGGGCCUUGUUAAUGUAAUGUAUAAUACAAUAAUUAGUUAUUGAUGACAAUGCAAGAAGCACAUUUAGUACAUUAGAAUAUCAGACCAUUGACUAUUAGUUAUGUAAAUGAAAACACUUUAAAACUAUGUGACAAUUACUUUCAAUAGAGUGCAUUUCAAAUGGCUUAAUAGAAUCCAGAGAAUUAGAAAUUAUUUGAAUUAUCACCUAAGUUAUUGGAAGCAAUCAAUUAGAAUAAUCAAUUCCCUAGACAUAAUCUAUAUAAGAGUGAUGUAUGGAGUGUAGGAAUGUGUAUGUUAUAAGCAAGUUUAUUGGAUCAUUGUAGAGAUUGUUUUGAGUAUGAUCAUUAUAAAUAUUAUUAGUUUUGAAGGAGGACAUGUUGAUGUGUCAAGGAAACUAGCUCUAUUGAAGAAGAAUUAUUCAAUUAAAUAUGAAUAGGUUAUAGUGUCAAUGUUAUAGAUGGAUGAAGAAUCCAGACCAGAUUUUAAUUAAUUAAUGAAUCUCAUGAAAGGCAAUCCAGAUGCAGGAAUAUCAAAAUCCUUAGAGAAUUCAUUAAUUAAUAGUUCUGCUAUUUGUUUGGAUUCCAAAUCACCAAUGAAUUUAAAGGAAGACAUUAUACCAGAAUCAUUAAAUUAAUUGAAAGAAUAAAUUGAAAGCAAACCUAGCAAAAUUAUGGUUGAAUUAGAAUAAUUAAGAAUUAAAUCAAAAAUGAUGAUUAAGAAACCAAAGAAGAAAGAAUUAGGAUUUUAUUAGUAUUAAGAAUAAAUGGUUAUAAGAGAUCCUAGUAAAUCAGCUAUUUAAUAAUAGAAAAUUAAUAGUUAUGCUUCUGUUGAUUAUUCAUUCAAUAAACCUAUGGUUAAUUCUUAACUAUAAUUUACAAAUUCUUCAUAAAAGAAAUAAUUUACUGAUAAAGAAAAGAUAGAAUAGUUAAUUGGAAAUGGAUUAUAAUCAUAUUCAAUAGAUCCUUUUGUAAUGCCAAAUACAUCUAUUAAACCUCAAAUAUCUUAAGUGGAAUCCUAAAAACCCAUUUAUUCAGAAACCACUAAAACUACUUAAUAAUCAAAUCCUCGUGUAAUCACUAUAGAUACUCAUCCAUCAUGUAAGAGUAUUCCAUUGAGUUAUACUGAAAUACCAAUUAGUUAUGUUGUUAAAAAGGACAUAAAUUAUAGAUAAGAAAUGGAAUAGAUGAUUGAGAUGAAUAAAUCAAGAUGUUUCAAAACUGAAUAAUAUUAAGAUGGAUCAUCAUAUGUUGGUGAAACAUAUAAUUAAUUAAGAGAUGGAUUUGGUAGAUAUCAAUUUGCAGAAGGUGGUUAUUAUGAAGGAUAAUGGAAAUAAAAUAAAAUGCAUGGUUAUGGAACUCUAUUUUAUGGAGUUGGUUAAAAAGCAUAUGAAGGACAAUUUGAAAAUGAUUAAUUCUCUGGAUUUGGAACAUUGUACAAUAAAGAACCUACUAAAUUGAAUUCUUCUUUUGAUUGUUCAAAUUUUGAUUUAAUUGGAAAGUAAGACUUAAUGAUAACUAAUUAGUUAUUGGGUUAAGUAUGUUGGCAAUUUUAAGAAUGAUCUUAAGGAUGGUCAAGGAGCAUUAUAUUUAUCAAAUAAUGAAUGUUACAAGGGAGAAUUCUAUCAAGAUUAUGUUGAUGGUCAUGGUACUUUUGGUUCACUUAUUGGAGUUUGGUGUAAAAAUAAAUUGAUUAAAUGA
Molecule: messenger RNA, 2035 nt
Organism: Paramecium pentaurelia
Lineage: Eukaryota; Ciliophora; Oligohymenophorea; Peniculida; Parameciidae
Source: the annotation of a GenBank genome assembly